Linderina pennispora is the source of this 308-nucleotide messenger RNA. RefSeq lists its product as uncharacterized. The record is from RefSeq and is a predicted model, not a curated record. Lineage: Eukaryota; Fungi; Kickxellomycota; Kickxellomycetes; Kickxellales; Kickxellaceae. The transcript has a single exon. The annotation marks the transcript as partial.
GCCUGGCGUGCUCCGGCCGGGACGCAUUGAACCGCGCGGCGGGUCGUAUGGCUCCAGCGAGUCAGUUUUGUGAGCGGAGCUCGUCGAUCUCGUCCGAGGAAUUCCCAUGUUUGACUUGAGCGGUCGCGCGCUGAGUGGCCUUUCACAUGCGGCGAAAUCCGCCUUCUCUCGAUGGGCUCAGCAGGAUCGUCACAUGGGCAUGCUUGAGCAGCCCAAGCGUGGUAUUAUUAAGUGGCAAAAAAAACGCAGUCCUCCCGUACGCUGCGACUUCUUAAAAGGAGACGCCUGCCCGACGACAACGCUGCCGC